UGUAGCAUCUAUUUUGAAUCGGAGGAAGUAUUUUAGUAAAUGACAUCAAAACUCUUUUGGGCUCUAACCUUAUCAUGAUUUUUUUUUUAAUUGAUGGAGACCCCUGCCUCUUAGGACCAAAGAUGGAAAAACUUGUGUUCAUUAAUGGAUUUUGGAAAUUAUACACUCUAAUAUAAAGUUAAGUCUUUCUUGUGGAAAUGUUUUCUUGAUGAUUAUUUACAAAUCAUAGACUCUAGUGAGGUCGGUUUUGUGGUUUAGACACAAGUUCAAGUUGCAGGCUCAGAAGGCAACACAAGCAGCCAAGUUCAUGGGAGUGCUUCAACUUACAGCAAUAAAGAAAGUUUCAAUGAUAAUGAAAACAAGUUAGGAGUGCCUAAUUUAAUUGUUAAACACUUAAACCACACAAAAUGAAGAGGAGCAAAACGGCUGGUGGGUACAAUUUGAGGAAAAGCUUGGCUUGGGACAGGGCUUUCCUCACUGAAGAAGGUGUGCUCAAUGAUUCAGAGUUAUCUUUGAUUUGUGGAACAAUAAAUGGUACAGAUAAUCUUUCUGUCAUAGAUGAACAUGGAAAAGAUUCAAUGCCUGCGAACUCUAGCACAGCGAAUUUGGAAACUCUUGAAGAGGAUCUUUUUAAAGAAUUGCCAUCUGGUUACCCCAACAAAAGAAAUGCUACUCGUAGUUCACCCAUGAAGCGGGAUUCCAUAAGCAGCGGUGGUCUAACUUCAGCUUCCAAAUCCACACAAAAGGUUGCCCCUCCCAGCCAUGGUCUUACGAAGGCUGUAUGUAAAGGGGAAGUUUGCUUUUCUCCAAUGAUUUCUAUUUCAUAUCCUUAAAGUGCUUUAUUACAAGAGCCUGUGUUUGUGUUAUAUCAUACAUUAAAAGUGCAAAAAUAGUAGUCCUUAACUAAUAUGUUACUCAGAAGAGACUUUCAAAUACAGGAACUAAACAAAUGUCAACAAGAAACUCGAAAAUUCCUAAAGUUUCGGUUCCAAAGAACAAUUCUUCUGUGCCUUCCAUGACCACUAUUCAUAGUGCAGCAGGUGGAAGCAGCUUGAUCCCUCAACCAGCCCGGAAAAGUCUAAGCUCAAAAGUAUCAUCAAAAUUCAAGCAUGCUUCGAAUGCUGCAAAAUCUAGUUUGGAGUCAGUAUCCAAAUCUAAUAAGCAAGCUACUGAUUUGAGAAAUGAUGCGGUCAACUCAGCUUUGCGAAGGCAUUCAUUGAUGAGUCACAGAGCUCCACACACCACCAAAGUAAGCAAAUGUUCUGAAAACAGUUCAUGUCAGGGUCUUCUGAGUGGUGUGGCUGACGUGGUCAAGUCCAGUGAUGAAACAAGUAACACUGCAGCCUUGUCCCAUGUUCACUUUGAUAAUGCUGGUCUUAAUAGAAUAAAUGUACAAGUUCAAGGAAUAAAACCAUCGGGAUUACGAAUGCCGUCACCAUCCCUUAGAUUCUUUAGUGAGACAAAGGCACCUACUUCAAAUACCUUAUCACAGGUUAAUAGUAAGGUGCCUAACCUCCUCGAGUCUACUAUCUCAACUUCAAGAAAAUCUGAAGUUGCAUAUCGUAACCAUGACUUCAAGUGUACACAACUAUCACAUGAAGCCCCUAAUGUUGAUACAAUGGGAAAAGUAGGGCUGUGCUCACAAACGACAGAGAAAUGCACAACUUCAUUAAUUGUUGCCCCUAAAGUGCAUUCUGACGUGAUACAAAAAAAAUGCGAUCAGCAGGCAAUUGACAUUAAAACUCUAUUAGGAGACAAAACUUCUGAAUCGACAAAGGAUGAGCAAUCUAGAUAUGAUUUUCUUGACACAUUUGAAAUACAAUAUGAAGGCCAGGUGUCUAUUUCUUCGAAGGUUGAAGAAAAGGAUAGAAAGGAUAACAAAUCAGUGUGCUCUAAUAUAGAAUUUGAGGAACCCAGCUGUAAAGAUGCCAUUCUCUUACAAGAAAAUAGAACCACUGGUAGAAGUAUGCUGGUUGAGUCCCAUAAGUCUUGCCUUAAAGCUGAACUUAUUAAACCUUGUGAAGCAAAUGCAGAAGUUCAAUCACAACAAUUAGAAGUGGAAGUCAACUCAACAGCCAUGAACAAUGAUGCUACACUUGAACCACAAACCAAUUCAAUUAGUCAUUACGACAAUUUGAUUUUGGCUCCUGAUAGCAACACAUCAAGCAGAAUUGUUGAUGAUAAUAGAACAUCUGAUAAUGAUUUGGAUCAAACCAACAGUCAACGAAGCACGCAGGAGCAGUUUUCUGAAAGAAAUUUGCUUGCAAAUGACAAAUCUGCGAUAAAAGUGGUUGAGGAAGGCUCUGCUGUUUCAGUUUGCACAGAUAAUGUUAUGGCUGAGAGCAAUUGUAGUGGAGUAACAGGAAUCUGCAAUGCAAGUUGCAGUGUAGCUGGUGACUCAGAGUUUGAACUUGUAGAUGAUGAACAAGAUGAAGUACUAUAUUAUUGCAAGUCGCCAACCAUGAACCUCAGUGAAAGUUCAGAAGUGCAAGACAGAGAAAUUGAGAACCAUGAUAUGCAGCAGAUAACCUCUACAAACUCUACAAGUUAUGAUACCAAAGACAGUUGUGCUGUGAAUGUGGAACUUGCAGAGAUGUCCAGUCAUUGCGCUUCAACUUUACCAGAAAUGUUGAAUAAAGUCCCUGUUAAACGUGAUCAUUUGGCCAACUCAGAUCAAGGUGAAGGACAAUCCCAGUCCUCUAUAUGUGGAAUAUCUGGUAAUUAUGCUUCUGUCCUUGGUGCUUCAGUAGCUAGUAAUCAAGACACAGAAAUUUCUGAAGACUCAGAUGCUGAGGCAGACAAGCAGCAGGACUUGAAUAAAAAAUUGCUUGCCAAGGAAAUGACUCUCCAGAAAAAUGAGGCAUACUUGAAUCAUAGUACCGUAUCACAAGACAGUUCUUACAGAAUAGGUCAAUCUAACAACCACACAGAGGACGUGCAGGACCAAAUUGAUUUGCUUAGCAGUCUUCCCAACAACGGCAAUGAAAUUACUCCUAAAAUUACUCAUCUGGAAUUUCAAUCAUCAGGAUUGAGAUGCGAGGAUCAGUUGGUAGUUGCUGUAGCCAAUUCUGAUCCAGAAGAAUAUCAAUGUCCAGUAAAUAACGAUGAAAUGUCACCUAAAGAAGUGUUGAUGAGAAAAAAUUUUGAUGAGUGCAUUUUAUCAGAUGAACAAGGGUGCAAUGACUGCAAUCUCUCACCAAGGGAAGCUAGGUUGAAUGUUUCUGAAUAUGUAGAGAAUAGAACUGAUGAAAGAACGUGCAGUAGUGAAGUUAUAGAUAACGAGGAUGCAGCUACAAAACAGAGGACAGAAAACGAAAAGUCAACGAGACCACCGCCAAAUGUUGUUCCAUUCUCAGAUGAGUGGCUUGCUGUUAUUGAAUCUGCUGGAGAGGAAAUUUUAACGUUGAAGACUGGUCCUGUAAAACAUUCGCCUCCUGACAAGUCAACACUUGAACCUAGUCCAUGGUCACCGGUGAAACGGGUGAUUGGACCAUUUGACUGCACUAAAUACACAAAUGCUCAACCUGAUAGCAUCAACUAGGAUUUGUUUAUGUGCUAACUUGUGUACAAGGUGCUAACACUUUACCACGCUUAGAAUACUUGAUUUUCUUCAACAUUCUAUUCGUUUACAGCUAUGGCUAUUGAUUCAUAAUAUUUUUCUCACAAACAUUGUCUUCUUUUCCUUUCAUUAGUUUUUCUUUAACAACAAAAGUUGAUUAACUAAAAGGGACAUUAAUCAUUUCAAAUCAUUAUAUUGAAGUGAAGGUAGACGUCAACAAAUAUUGUUCAAUGAUUGAACGUUUGGUAUGAAAUAAGGAUAAAAGCUAGGGAAUUCAUUAUUGGGAAUUGAUUGAUUUUUCCUUGGUUGAGAAAUUGAUUGUUAUUAGCAAAUUUAUUAAAAUACCCUUAUUAAGCCUCUCUCACUCUCUCUUCCUUUUCAUUAAUGGGGCGUUUGGUAUAAAAUAAAUUAGGGACAAGGGUAGGAAAAUAUUGUAUGGGUAAGGAUAAAAUAUUAAUUAUGAUAUAGAAAGGGAACAAAUUUUGGAUGAAUGGUAGUCACAUAAAUAACCUUUUUUUUUUUUUAAUUCAUUAAAGGUAAAAUAUAGACCGUCUUUUAUCCAAGUAUCCUUUAUACCACCCUUCCCCAAUAUUAUUUUGAUGGAAUGAUUUUAUCCAUAUCUCUAUUCCUAUAACUAGUCCUUACUUAUUUUCAUCGUUCAAAACAUACAAAUUAGGAAGAAUGGAUGUUAGUAGUCCCAAUAUAGAUAUUCUUUUUUAAACGUUCCUAAUUAUUGAUUAACUCAUAGCAAUCUUAACUUUGGGGUUGUCCUUAAAAUAGUCCUUAACAUAUAGUGACCAAGUAAACCGAUUUGAUAUGAUAUGUUUUAUAAGGAUGACAUGAUAUUGUUUCCUCGUAAACGCUGUCUAACUUUUUAUGGUUUAAAAGUGAGUUAAUUUAUGAGCAAUUUUAUUCCCACUUCAUUAUAAAAAACAAAAAAUAAAAAUAUAUAUAUAUAAAAAAAAAUUAUCCCCUUUAGACAAACAGUUGCUCUCCAGUCUCCACUCUAACACUUGCAAACCCAACUUUAAAGUCACUUAUGCAUACUACAAAAAAAUGUACUGUAUUUGUUUUCACUUUUCUUAUACUACCCCCGUUUCAUAUUAUUUACAAUGAUAUGACAUAAAGUAGAAAAGAAAAAUAUCUAAUCAUUGCAAAUAAUAUGAAACGGAGGUAGUAUCUCAUUUCUCGUAUUGCAUUGAGGCUAGCGAGUACAGUAUCAUAAUCACAUCUUCUCCACCACCUCUAUGUGGCCGUGUUGGAUACAUUUUUUUAUCCUCAUCUAUGUCCUACGACAAACCAAGUCUCUACUCAUUCUCACCCAAGCUAAGAUAGAGGUGUAACUCAUCUAAGUAUGUAACUAUAAAACCUGCUUUGUUGAUAUUCAAACAUAAGAAGCAACAUAAAUAUAUACGUAUAUUGUAAAACAACAAUCAUUUGACCAGGGACUUUAUGACAAUAUAUUAUUCAAUUGGAAAUUCUAUAAGAGACGUGCAUACACUCACACAUGGCGUACACAUUAGAAAGUUCUAAGAUACUACUUUCCACAUUUGAAAUUCCGGGUCACCGGCCUUAUACUUGUUUUGUUCUUUUUUACUUGAUCUAUUUAUUUUAUCACGAUUGUCAAUGCAAAUUUUAAUUAUCAAUAACUUAAAUUCUCCAUAAGUAAAAAUUAUAAAAGUUAUAUAUUAUGAUAGAACUUAUUGAGACAAAUCCACAAAGAUCAUACAUGAAUAUAUUUUUCCUUACAUAUUAUUCACAAAAGACG
Molecule: messenger RNA, 5327 nt
Organism: Chenopodium quinoa (quinoa)
Lineage: Eukaryota; Viridiplantae; Streptophyta; Magnoliopsida; Caryophyllales; Amaranthaceae
Exons: 10
Coding region: 950-3541 (863 amino acids)
Molecular function (GO): microtubule binding
Source: RefSeq, a predicted model, not a curated record